Molecule: messenger RNA, 878 nt
Organism: Gastrolobium bilobum
Lineage: Eukaryota; Viridiplantae; Streptophyta; Magnoliopsida; Fabales; Fabaceae
Product: V-type proton ATPase subunit F-like
Exons: 5
Coding region: 225-617 (130 amino acids)
Biological process (GO): proton transmembrane transport
Cellular component (GO): membrane; proton-transporting V-type ATPase, V1 domain
Molecular function (GO): proton-transporting ATPase activity, rotational mechanism
Source: RefSeq, a predicted model, not a curated record
AGAUGUUGCACUUGCACCGUAUAUUUACUCAAUGCACGUGAGGAAAGAGGUCCUAUAACUUUAUGAGCCAACGCGAAUAGCACGUGUAUUGUAGCCCCAAACCAGAACGAACUCCUUCCUAGCUCCGUCGUCAUCCGCCAACCGUUGUCGUUGGCCACGCGCCGCCGUACGUCUCUCAAAUAUUCCUCCAUCUCCGCCGCCGGCCUUCCGAUCUGUCAUACCAAAUGGCCAACAGAGUUCAAAUUCCUACCAACAAUUCAGCACUUAUUGCCAUGAUUGCAGAUGAGGAUACUGUAGUUGGGUUUCUGUUGGCUGGAGUGGGAAAUGUUGACUUACGUAGGAAGACAAAUUACCUCAUUGUGGAUUCAAAAACAACAGUCAAACAAAUUGAGGAUGCAUUCAAAGAAUUCACUACAAGGGAGGAUGUUGCAAUUGUACUGAUUAGCCAAUAUGUUGCAAAUAUGAUACGGUUUUUGGUUGAUAGUUAUAACAAGCCUAUUCCUGCAAUACUUGAAAUCCCUUCUAAAGACCAUCCUUAUGAUCCUGCAAAUGAUUCAGUUCUUUCACGAGUAAAGUAUCUCUUUUCUUCCGAAUCGGUGGCAUCUGGGAGACGCUAAAUUCACCCUUUUCAGUUACAGCUGCGGUUGUUCAUUGUUUUUCUUUGUACAUUAUGUUUAAUAAUCAUUUCUUAAAAUUCAUGUUCUAUGUAGCUUAAAUAAUUUCUGCUGUAUGCUGUUAUUUUAAAAAUCCUCUCAUAGAACUUCAAGAUGGGCGAAUAUUUUACAGUGUCAUGUCAGACUCAGAUGAAAGAUUCAUAUGAAAUAUGCGCUUAUGUCAUCCCUCUCUGACUAAUUUCAACCGUCUGAUUGAAGUUUGCA